GACCGUCCGACAGUGUGGUUGGUGUCGAUCGUGUGUGUGGUGCUUGGUGUAGCGAACAACCUGCAGCACGUUUCCGCCGGACCGUGGCGUGAAGGGGUGCGUCGAAGCGGUAAUGAGUUUGUCAAGCGAAUGUCGGAAAGUGAUGAGUAUUUAGAAUUUGGCCGAAAGCUCAAGCAAUCAUGCGGUUAUGAGUCGUGCCCGAAACCAAAGAAAAAUAUGCUUAAUGUGCAUUUGGUGCCCCAUACACACGACGAUGUCGGCUGGCUGAAGACGGUCGACCAGUACUACUAUGGAAGCAAAACAACCAUCCAGAAAGCGGGCGUCCAGUACAUCCUCGACUCGGUCGUACAAUCGCUGCUAAGCGAUCCGGAGCGCAAGUUCAUCUACGUCGAGUCGGCAUUCUUCUUCAAGUGGUACAACGAGCAGACGGUGGAACUGCAGCAGCAAGUUCGGAUGCUUGUCGAUGAGGGACGGCUCGAGUUCAUCGGUGGCGCUUGGAGCAUGAAUGAUGAGGCGGCGGCACACUAUCACAGUGUGGUCGAUCAGUUCACCUGGGGCUUGAGACGGUUGAACGAAACGUUUGGCGAGUGUGGACGUCCACGCAUCGGUUGGCAGAUUGAUCCGUUCGGGCACUCGCGUGAGCAAGCGUCACUGUUCGCCCAGAUGGGGUACGAUGGGUUGUUCUUCGGGCGGCUCGAUUAUCAGGACAAGCGGGAACGAAUGACGCACAAGCGCGCGGAAAUGAUCUGGAAGACGAGCGCUAAUCUGGACGAUGUUGAUUUGUUUACCGGGGUUCUGUAUAAUUUGUACCAAGCGCCGCCGGGCUUCUGUUUCGAUAUACUGUGCUCGGACGAACCGUUCAUGGACAGUCCUUACUCGGCGGAGAACAAUGUGAAGGCAAAGGUGGAUAAGUUCCUGUACUACGUGAAUCUCCAGGCGGAGAGCUACAGGACAAACAAUAUCAUUCUGACAAUGGGCGGUGAUUUUACGUACAUGGAUGCUAAUGUUUACUUCAAAAAUAUGGACAAGUUGAUAAAGUACACAAACGCACUUCAAACAAACGGAUCGAACGUGAACGUCUUCUACUCAACACCUUCCUGCUAUCUAAAAGCCCUGCACGAUAUUGGCAUCACCUGGCCAACGAAAUCGGACGACUUCUUCCCAUACGCUUCCGAUCCGCAUUCCUUCUGGACCGGUUACUAUACAUCCAGACCGACGAGCAAACGCUUCGAGCGUGUCGGUAAUCAUUUCCUGCAGGUGUGCAAACAGCUGACUACGUUGGCACCCACCCGAGAGGCACAUAUGGAACCGCACCUGAACAUACUGCGGGAAGCAAUGGGUGUGAUGCAGCAUCACGACGCCAUAACCGGGACCGAGAAGCAACACGUCGCCAACGAUUAUGCUCGCAUGCUGAACGUAGCAGUCAAGGCGUGCGGUGCAAACACGAAGGCCACACUAAAUCAGAUCGUCGAUCCAAAGUACAAGCGAUCGUUACGCUCAGCCGGGUUGCCUGUUGCACAUACUACGCCGUAUCCCGAGUACACGUUUGGUUUUGAAUCGUGCCAUCUGUUGAAUGUGAGCAAGUGUGAGCUUACCGAGUCAAAGGACAGUUUUACCGUGACGCUUUACAAUCCGCUGGCACAUGCUGGUCACGAGUACGUUCGCGUUCCGGUUACCGGUGGUAGAUACAUCGUGCGGGACUAUCGUAACGUGGAGGUGUCAUCGCAAGUAGUGCCCAUUCCGGAGUCGGUCCUAAAUCUUAGCUAUCGAUUCAGCAACGCUACGUCCGAGCUAGUGUUUCUCGCCAACGAGUUGCCACCGUUGGGAUUUAAAUCAUAUUUCGUAACUCGCGCCAUAGAUUCUUUGGAUGAUUUUAUCCACGAAGUACCGGUCGCUGUAGCUACGGGUUCGGUCAGUGCAGACAAACCUUCGGGAGAGCAAUCGGCAUUGUGGCAGUCGGAAGAGGUAACGAUCGGAAAUAAAUAUUUGAACGUGUCCUUCGAUAGCAACGGCUUCCUGAGCACCAUUACGAUCGAUGGUGUUACGAACCGGUUACGGCAAACGUUCGUCUACUACGAAGGAGCACUGGGCAACAAUGAGGAGUUCCGCAAUCGAUCGUCGGGUGCGUACAUCUUCCGCCCGAACGGUACGGAGAAAACUGUUACGGAAAAUGUGCAGGUAAAGGUGGUCAAAGGUCCCACGGUGCAGGAGGUACAUCAGGUGUUUAACGAGUGGAUCAGCCAGGUCGUUCGAGUUUAUGCGGACGAAAGUCACGUCGAGUUUGAAUGGAUGGUGGGUCCGAUCCCCGUUGACGACGGGGUAGGAAAGGAGAUCGUAUCACGGUUCUAUACCGCUGCCCAAUCGGGUGGCGUUUUCUGGACGGAUGCAAAUGGGCGUGAAAUGAUCAAGCGAGUGCGCAAUCACCGGGACACGUGGAAUGUGGACCUGAUGGAAAAGAUCUCGGGCAACUAUUAUCCGGUAACGGCGAAAAUAGCACUGGAAGAUGAAAAUUUGCGGCUAGCUGUGCUGAACGAUCGUGCGCAGGGUGGUUCCAGUUUGGAGGAUGGAUCGCUCGAACUGAUGGUACAUCGCCGGUUGCUGCACGAUGACGCAUUCGGUGUAGAGGAGGCGUUGAAUGAGAAAGCGUUCGGUAAAGGAUUGGUUGCCCGCGGUAAGCAUUGGGUAAUUUUCGGUGCAAAAAAACCGAUCAGUCCAACACCGGAGGCACGUGAGCGUUUUCUGCAGAACCGUGUGCUAUUGCCAAACUGGAUUUUCUUCAGCGAUGUGACGGAGUUUAAGUACGAGGAUUGGCAGAAACAGUACACCAACAUUUACUCGGCACUGUCGUUGUCACUCCCGUUGAAUGUACAUCUGCUUACGUUCGAACCAUGGAAGGAUAACAGCAUCCUGGUGCGCUUUGAGCAUUUGCUCGAAAAGGGCGAGGAUCCACUCUACUCCAAACCGGUACGAUUUAAUGUGCAGGACGUAUUCCGUCAGUUCAGCAUUGAAGAAAUUCGCGAAACAACUCUCGGCGCCAAUCAGCUAAAAGAGGAUUCUAAAAGACUGAAGUUCAAACCCGAUCCUGACUACAUCGUGUACAGUUCUGUCAAGCGGGAUGUAACGACCGAACAUGCUUCACCAUCGCCACCGUUCGUACAAGCUUCACGAUCACCUUUGAUCGAAGAAAUGGUUCGCAACGUUGCUGACGAUGGGUUUGAAAUUAUGCUCAAACCGAUGCAGAUCCGUACGUUCAUUUUUCAGCUAGAGUACAAGCCAUAAUAACUAGUAAAUAGAAGAUUUAUUUUCUUUUCAUUAAGUUAGUCCAAUAAAGAACGCUCAAACAAC
This is a messenger RNA of Anopheles maculipalpis, 3345 nucleotides long. Its product is annotated as lysosomal alpha-mannosidase-like. The coding region runs from base 130 to 3279 and encodes 1049 amino acids. NCBI's taxonomy places the organism in Eukaryota, Metazoa, Arthropoda, Insecta, Diptera, Culicidae. Gene Ontology annotation, molecular function: alpha-mannosidase activity; carbohydrate binding. Gene Ontology annotation, cellular component: lysosome. Gene Ontology annotation, biological process: mannose metabolic process. The transcript has 6 exons. The record is from RefSeq and is a predicted model, not a curated record.